UCUCUACUAUUUUACUCAUGCAAACAGGCACAUUCCUGCUUGCUUCAGUCCUUCUUGUUCAAGACUUGAUUGUUGUGGCUUUCAUGUAAUCUUGGCUUCCUUGUUUUGGGCUUACUUUUCUUUUUCUGUUUCUUGGCUGUGCAAGAAAAAUGAAAAGCUGACUUUCGGUUGUUUUGGUAACAAAAUCUGUGGUUGGUUGAUCAUGCAGUCAAAAGAAACGAAUCUACAUUUCUUUUCCUUUCUUGAUUUCAUUUCUUUGUAAGGAAAGGGAGAUUUUGCUCGAUCAAUCCUCCCUAUAUUUCAUUUCCUCAGCUUUGAAUGUCAAAGAUUUCCUUUCUGUUUUUUUAGAAAGAAUCAAUUUUCUCUGUUUUCCAUUUGUCCUUUCAUUUUUCACUUUUGAUGUAACAGUUUGAUAAAGGAGUUUCUUUUACAGGUAUAGCAGAAUAUUUAAUUUGCUAUAAUUUCCUAAACCUCUGUUUUCUCCAAAUUUUCCCCUCUCUCUCUCUCUCUCUCUCUCUCCCACACCUCUGUUUUCUUCUGUUUUCUAAGUGGUUCGUCUUCAGUAUCUUUUCUUAUCUGAUUGUAAUUGCACUACUGAUACUAUAUUGUAAUUCAGAGAUCAUGGAGUACAUGAAAACCCCAUUUAGAGGUAUCCUAAACGAUGUUAAAGGAAGAAUAGCUUGCUAUAAACAAGAUUGGGUUGCUGGCAUUCUUUCUGGAUUCGGUAUACUAGCACCAACUACAUAUAUCUUCUUCGCUUCAGCCCUUCCUGUUAUUGCCUUCGGAGAGCAACUUAGUAGAGAUACAGAUGGAAGCUUGAGCACAGUAGAAACAUUAGCUUCUACUGCUCUUUGUGGCAUCAUACACUCAAUACUUGGUGGCCAACCUCUUUUAAUUUUAGGAGUUGCAGAGCCAACUGUUAUAAUGUACACUUAUUUGUACAACUUUGCUAAAGGAAGGGAACAUUUAGGACAAAAACUCUUCUUGGCUUGGGCUGGAUGGGUUUGUGUCUGGACAGCUGUUUUGCUGUUUCUUCUUGCAAUAUUCAAUGUUUGUGAUAUAAUCAAUCGGUUUACUCGGUUAGCAGGCGAAAUUUUUGGCAUGCUGAUUGCUGUUUUAUUCAUCCAAGAGGCUAUCAAGGGCAUGGUCAGCGAGUUUGAAAUUCCCAAAUCUGAGGACCCGAAGUUAGAUAAGUAUCAAUUUCAGUGGCUUUACACUAAUGGACUGUUGGGUAUCAUAUUCACUUUUGGACUUCUUUACACUGCCUUAAAAAGUAGAAGGGCAAGAGCAUGGUGGUAUGGCACAGGGUGGUUUAGAAGUUUCAUUGCAGACUAUGGUGUUCCUUUAAUGGUUGUGGCAUGGACAGCACUUUCAUUUAGCAUACCAAGCAAAGUUCCUUCUGGGGUUCCCAGAAGACUUUUUAGCCCUCUUCCACGGGACUCUGCAUCCUUACAUCACUGGACUGUCAUCAAGGAUAUGGGAGGUGUCCCUCCAGCAUACAUCUUUGCUGCAUUUAUCCCUGCUGUGAUGAUAGCAGGGCUCUACUUUUUUGACCACAGUGUUGCAUCCCAGAUGGCACAACAAAAGGAGUUCAAUCUUAAAAAUCCUUCUGCGUACCAUUAUGACAUCUUGCUACUGGGCUUUAUGACUUUGCUUUGUGGAUUAAUUGGGCUACCUCCUUCUAAUGGUGUUCUACCACAGUCUCCUAUGCAUACUAAGAGCCUUGCUGUCCUCAAAAGACAGUUGAUUCGAAGGAAGAUGGUGGCAAGUGCCAAAGAAAGCAUCAAACAGAAAGCUAGCAACUCUGAAAUCUAUGGCAAUAUGCAAGCUGUGUUCAUUGAAAUGGACAGCAUUCCAAUUAAUGCAGUAAUUAAAGAGCUGGAAGACCUGAAAGAGGCAGUCAUGAAAGGAGAAGAUCCAAAGGAAACGUUUGAUCCGGAGAAGCACAUUGAUGCCUACUUGCCUGUCCGAGUUAAUGAGCAAAGAGUUAGCAAUUUUCUUCUGUCUCUACUUGUGGCAGCAUCAGUAUGUGCUAUGCCUGCAAUAAAGCUGAUACCUACAUCAGUACUUUGGGGAUAUUUUGCUUACAUGGCAAUUGACAGUCUUCCUGGGAACCAGUUCUGGGAGAGAAUGCUACUUCUAUUCAUUGCACCUGGCCGGCGCUAUAAGGUCCUGGAGGGGAUUCAUGCUUCCUUUGUGGAAUCAGUUCCAUUCAAAUACAUAGCCAUAUUUACCAUCUUCCAAUUCGUCUAUUUCCUGGUCUGUUUUGGUGUGACCUGGAUUCCGAUAGCUGGAAUCUUGUUCCCCCUGCCGUUCUUUAUUCUCAUCAGCAUCAGACAGCACGUCCUUCCUAAGUUGUUCCGUCCAAAUCAUUUGCGGGAACUAGAUGCAGCCGAAUAUGAGGAGAUUACCGGCGCUCCACGACUUUCUCUCAGCUUCUCUUUCAAGGAACGAGAAGCACCUGUUCUUGGAAAUGAGGAAGGCAAAGUCGAAAUGUGUGAUGCUGAGAUAUUUGACGAGCUAACUACCAGCAGAGGGGAGUUGAAGGUUAGAACUGUAAGCUUCAGGGAAGAGAAUGCUACUCAGGUCUGCUCCAAAGAUGCUGUCCAACCAGAAUGAGAGAUGAUGAAUUGUACUCGGAAGACAUAAAUGACGACGACGACGACAUUUACAGUUAGGAGAGAAGAAUUCCAUCAUAAUAGUUACAGAAAGAAGCCAAGAACAGAUCAUUAAGUUUUGUCCAGUCAGAAUUAUCCCAUCCUUUAAUUUCUAGUCCCUUCAAUGUAUAUAAAUCCAAAUUAGCAUUAGUAAAGCGAUAGAGAAGAUUUGCAGUAUAUUUCAUGAGAUUACUUAGAUGGAUGUCUCACCCUAUUUCGU
Populus nigra (black poplar) is the source of this 2877-nucleotide messenger RNA. Its product is annotated as boron transporter 4-like. Gene Ontology annotation, molecular function: solute:inorganic anion antiporter activity. The transcript is spliced from 13 exons. Gene Ontology annotation, cellular component: plasma membrane. Bases 622 to 2619 code for a protein of 665 amino acids. The record is from RefSeq and is a predicted model, not a curated record. NCBI's taxonomy places the organism in Eukaryota, Viridiplantae, Streptophyta, Magnoliopsida, Malpighiales, Salicaceae. Gene Ontology annotation, biological process: transmembrane transport; monoatomic ion homeostasis; monoatomic anion transport.